This is a messenger RNA of Bolinopsis microptera, 4238 nucleotides long. RefSeq names its product mitochondrial import inner membrane translocase subunit Tim22-like. Bases 20 to 562 code for a protein of 180 amino acids. Gene Ontology annotation, biological process: protein insertion into mitochondrial inner membrane. The transcript is spliced from 2 exons. Gene Ontology annotation, cellular component: TIM22 mitochondrial import inner membrane insertion complex. The record is from RefSeq and is a predicted model, not a curated record. Gene Ontology annotation, molecular function: transmembrane protein transporter activity. NCBI's taxonomy places the organism in Eukaryota, Metazoa, Ctenophora, Tentaculata, Lobata, Bolinopsidae.
GCUUAGUUCGAUAUAGUGUAUGUCUAAAGAAAAGGAUGAUGAUUGGUCUGAAGUCUCGCCUGUGUACCUGAUAGACCGAAUGAAGGCUAGAGUUGGGUCACCGGAGAGUCUUAGUAAACCUGGACUACUUAGUAAACCUAUCAGUAUCAACCCUGCUGAGAAAAAGAUAGAACAGAUAGCAGAAUCAUGCGCAUUCAAGGGUGGCAUGGCAACCGUGAUCGGAGGUGCAAUGGGGGUAUUUUUCGGACUUUUCACGGCAGCUAUAGACCCCAAUAUGACAUCUAUAUCGGACAAGCCUCAAACAGCGAGGGAUGUUUACAAAGAAAUGUUGUCCCGCAGUAAAUCGUACGGCAAAAGUUUUGCAUUCCUUGGACUAGCACUGUCUGGUUCCGAGUGUGUGAUAGAGUCGUACCGUGCACGGAGUGAUCUGAAGAACAGUUUGUAUAGUGGCUGUUUGGUGGGCGGGGGGAUGGGCCUGAGAGCUGGUGUCGUGCCAGGUUGUUUGGGUUGUGCUGGCUUUGCUGCCUUCUCUGCUGCUAUUGACUUUUACAUGAAGAGCUAGCAAGGUGCUGUUAUAAAGUUUGUACAGUAAAGUUACCACGUGACUCGAAACCCAUUUUAACGGCGGAGUAAUUGCUAUAUGUGGGAUUACGGAUAUAGACGGUCUUAAGCAUGCGUUAAGAGUUGGACGUGGUCCAAUUGAUGCUUGCCGGCCAUUACUAGUGAUCAGUAUGCAUAGUUUAAAUUUAAUGCUUGACUAUGACUCCUUCCAUUCGUUUCAUAUCGAGCUUAAAAUGUUGGCCGGGUUUUUAAUUUAAUGAGAGGCGAGAGCAAUUUACAGAUCAUACUUCUCGGUUCAGUUUUAUAGAUAUGCUUUAUAUUUUUCUCGUAUUUAUUCAUUGAUAUUAAUUUAUUGAAUACUGAAUAUUAUUAUUUUAGUUCAAGUCGUAUUUUAUUAAUGGUUGAACAUGAAUAGUUGCUGUAUAAGAAAUUAGAAAAGUUUGCUAAACCUAGGUAUCAAUUUUAGAAAUGUGGUAUGAACUGUUUUUAUCUUAUACCGUUCCGUUUUAUCCGUUUUAUCCGAUAUCAUAUUUCUAAUAUUCAGAAACUUUCAUAACCCGUGAUAGCGACAUCAACGCCAGAUUUCAUAUCUCAACAAUUUCAAAUUUUUAUUGCAUUGCUCAAGAUACUACUUAUGCACAGAUGUUCCCUUUUGUUCUCUAAUCUUGUUCACAUGAUGACUGACAUUUUUAUCUCCCGAGAGUUGCGUAACUUGACACGGCUGACCGACUGGGGCUUCAAAUGCGAAAACACGCCAGGCCUUUAAAAUGCUAAAGCACGUCAGGCCCUAGAAAUGGUGCAUAGAAAACCAUGAACUCAAGAAUAUUUCCCUUACAAACUAUUUCGUAACCCACAUGAUGUUACUUUCUUAUUGGAUGACAUUUACAAAUCAGCUUUAAGCUCGCGGCAAUUGACAGAGGACAUGUUGGGCCUCUUUUAUCGUCCCUGUGCAGAUUUCUAGUCACAAGUCUUAAACACGAUUUUUAGUGGUGUCAGCUAACUUCGCAAAAUGCAGCCAACGGUUGUGAUUCUUUUGGAACACGGGACGCUUAUUUUGCUGAGAAAAGAUUCUUAUUUAAUGUCGUUAUCACUACCGAAAUUCACGCCGGCACAUAGCGCGCGCAUGUAGAUUUUACUAACCCCUCUCACUUUUACAGAUUAGCAUGCGAUAUUGAUUUUGGAUGGACGAACUGUUUUCAUUAGAGGUUUUUGUGAGGAAGAUCUACAGUAUCGAUGUAACCUGUCAUCUCCCUUCGAUUUCAUUCCGAUUGUUGGACUUUCCUUCGCAGACUAUCCACAUCACUGAUAGCGAACGAAUUGCUAAAAUUCAAGGCAAAAUCAGCGAAAACCCUGAAUAUGUCAAAGAUUUGGGUAAAUUGAAGAACUCUAAAGGGGACGUAAUCUUUAACAAAGGGAAAUCAUGCUUGUUCCCACUAUCCUUCGAGUCAGCACAAUCCCAAUUAACAGAGAUCCCUUUAUACGUUGUCUUAACAGAGAACAUAGUAAAAUCUCCCAAGUUCCUUGGCUCUAUAGGAAUUUCAUUGGUCAAAAUCAUGGACAAAUUAAAGGAGGAAAUCACUCGGGAUCCACAGACUAUUUGUAACGAGUCACUUCGGGGUAGCUUCCCAAUUAAAAACUUGAUGGGUACAAGAAUAGCUAAACUUGCUGUAGAAGUGAAACUAUACUACUAUGGCUCUAAUCUUGUGAACCAUAUUCCAGCUUUAAACAAUGUAGCUGAAAAGAAGCACGAUGCAUCUUUAGGUUCUUCAGAUCACUUGGCAUCAAACGAAGCCAUAACCUCAGUAAUGGCGGAGCUUACAGACUGUGUGGGGUCAGAUCUUAUCAAUAAAACUUCAGACUUGUUCAGUCCAGAAGAGUCAGAUUCUGAUAAGGAGAAGGACGAAUCUGAAACUAACCUAAAUCCUCCACCGCUGUUUUACCAAGCCGUGCCGCCUCAAAAAGUCAACGAAAAUGAUUUGCAAAGAAAGAAAGUACAAAUCAGCAAACCAAAGGAUGAUUCCCCGAAACGUCUUCGGUCAAAAUCCGGCGACAGUGACGUCGGUAGUGCUACCCGUCUUGAAAAACUGAUAAAAUUCAGUAAAACAGGACAGCUUUCUCCUGACUCAGAGGUAAACGAAAUGAUUGAAGGAGGGUAUGAUCCGAAACGGUUUGAUCUGAUUCGAGCCGUCCUUACUGAGCUAACAUACCUAACAGAUUUCCUGGAUCCGAACCUUGUCAACAAUAUAGACCCGGCAGAAAAUGAGACUCCUAGACAAAACGAAAACAAAACUCCCCAGAAACCGCACCCGCCACGCCACCCGAGACCCUUAUCCGUAAAAACACCAAAGUCCAAAGCUAGAUACGGUCUCACGAACAGUUACAUCCUCAGACUAAGUAAACUUGGUCCUGAUAAAGCAUUAGAUGUCCUAUCUAAACACAUGGGUAAACAGUCAGCUUCCAACUUUGUUGAUAAUAGAUUUAAUGACCGCCCUAGCCCAGUGAGGAAACACCCCAUAGACAGACCUGCACUAAAAUUACAAACAAAACCCAUCUUAAUAAACUCAGAGUGUCAAACAGAUAAAAACGAAGCACCUCUUCCUGUACCUAAAGUUGCUUGGCAAGAUCAAUCACCAAUUGCAAGUCAACAGAGAAUAUGCGUUCAUACCGGAGAAGCUUUGGCAGACGGAUUCUCCCAGACUCUUGCAGGGACAGCCCCCUUCUCCGUGCCCCAAGAUGGACUAACAUAUUCCACUCCAUUUCAGAGUACUGGUAGUGCUACCAUGGCUCAAGUUCUAGCAGCCAUGCAAGCUCUAGGCCAGAACACUAUGUCUCAAGAAAGAGAGCCUCACUCAAGAAUCUCCAGACACAGUUCACUCCGCAGAGCUAACUCCAACUUGGACUACUCAGAUAACUUCGAGGAGCCGUCUUGUAUCAGCCUGACUCGGAGUGCUGGAUCUCCUCGCAGUAGGCCAAUUAGUCGAGCUGCAAAUUCCCGUCUGUCAUCGCGGUCUCCAGUUAAAACAGUACCGGAAGAUGAGUUUUCAGAGGAAGAUUCCUCAGAAGGAGAGGUUUUUAGAAGAAAACCAGCUUUUUUCAAAAAGUCUUCUUCUUCCCGGAACAUGCGCUAUCAAAGAAGAAGCAGCUCAAUCAAGACGUCUUCUCUCCUCGAACAAGAUGAUUCUUCUUCUACUACCUCUACUGCAGCAAGUAACAGUAUUCUUUUCCGCAGGUCCAAAUCUUCUAAAUCAACAUCCAAAAAGUCCCAAACCUCCCUUGUUUCUCCUUCCACAUCCCAACUCACCAGACGGUCACACAGCUCAAACUCCAACGUGUCAACUAGCAAAGCCUGCCAAACCCCAGCCCCACCACGUAGCCUCAGCACUCAGACAGACGCGGUCAGUGACAGCGAGUGCUCGGUUCAAACCGUGCUGCCAUCACCCACACGUGACAUGCACAGUGAUCACGUGAUCUCUUCUCACAGUAGUCUGGAGUCUGGGAGUAUUUAUAUUGGGAGUGACACUGAGAUAGAGGAAGAGGAGGACCCUUUAAAGUUGAGUUAUCUGCUCAGCACGGAGUCAGUACAGUUCUCUGAUGAGGACCAGCCCACUAGUUUGCUGAAACUCUGUAGUCCAAGUGAGGCUCGGGCUGUUAACAGGUUCAUGUACACUUUCUAGCCA